Molecule: messenger RNA, 462 nt
Organism: Penicillium samsonianum
Lineage: Eukaryota; Fungi; Ascomycota; Eurotiomycetes; Eurotiales; Aspergillaceae
Exons: 2
Coding region: 1-462 (153 amino acids)
Source: RefSeq, a predicted model, not a curated record
AUGAAGGUGGAGCACCAUGGAAGGGGACCGCGACGCUACUACGAACCCGAAGGUCGUGAAUUGGAUUUUCUCGUACUUGAAACCACUGCCUACACUCGGUUUAAAGAACAAGGACUGUGUGAUGGUGGGAUUGUGCCAGACUUCCUAGAUUCUAUGAGGAAGUUUAACCCCACAUUAUGCCAGCCUCACUUGAAGAAGUUUCUAGGCGACGAAUACCCGACUAACGCUAUAUUUCUUGAGUACAUCGCCGGUCUAGAGAUGAUCACCUUGGAAAAUUACACGCAGGAGCGGGUGAACAAUUUCCUAAAGGGUAUUCGCCAAAUAUAUAAAGCGCUAGUGCGGCAUAGGGAUCCAAAACCACGGAACAUGAUGAUCAUCAAGGAUACUCCAGAGAGAGUUGUUUGGCUGGGUUCUGAUCGAGCGCACACGUACGACAAAUAUCAGGUCACCGUGCAAGAAUAA